GGAAGGAAAAGAGAUAUGGCUCCAGGGUAAGGGCAUGAUUCUGGUGACGUUGGCGCAGUUCUUUGGUGCUUCCAUGAAUGUCAUGACCCAGAUCCUUGAGCUUGACAGCGGGUUACAUCCUUUCCAGAUCCUCUUUGCCCGCAUGUCGGUCACGGUCGUGGCAAGCUACCUCUACAUGUGGUAUACCAAGGUUCCACAUCCUUUUGGGACUCGGCCUGUGCUGGGCCUGCUGAUCUUCCGGGCCAUGGGCGGUUUCUUCGGUGUCUACAGUAUCUACUACGCGGUCCAGUAUCUACCUCUUUCCGAGGCCACUGUCCUGACGUUUUUGGCACCCAUCCUCUGCUGCUACGCUUGUUCACUCUUUAUUCCCGACGAGACAUUCACUCGCAGGCAGCAGCUGGCCGCUGUGGUCUCCCUGGUAGGCGUAGUGCUGAUCGCGCGCCCCUUCUCGUCGUCAGCAACGCCUCCCGACCCGGAAAAGCUGGAAGGGCGCAAGCCCGGCACCACGGACGAAGUUCAGCAUAUCGUGGCAAUUUUGGCCAUGAUGGUGGGAGUCCUCGGAUCAACAUGUGCGUACACAUCGAUCCGGAUCAUCGGCCAGCGGUGCCAUCCCUUGGUCUCGGUCACGUAUUUCUCACUGUUCACUACCGUUAUGUCGCUCCUGGCUAUGUUGCUGGUGCCUUCCGUGCCGUUCAAGUUGCCCGAAACCGGCUUGGAAUGGACGUUGAUUGUGGGACUUGGCGUUUGUGGAUUCUUGCUGCAGUUUUUGCUGACCGCUGGAUUGUCAUACUCGCCGCCACCUCCGAGAAGAUCUCUGAGGGUCUCCGGAGGAGAUGGCAGCGAGUGUAAGCCGGCCAGGACCUCCUCGGGGUCACGUGCCACUUCCAUGAUCUACACGCAGAUGUUAUUUGCACUGUUUUAUGACAAGGUGGUCUGGGGUAAUACACUCUCUCCUUUAAGCUGGGCAGGCUCGGCGUUGAUUGUGGGGAGUGCACUGUACGUGGCAUUAGUGCGUGACGGCAAGAAGAAUGCUGCUGCUGCAGUUGCAGUUGACGAGGCUGCAGAAGAAGGGAGGGAGCCGGUGGCUUGAAGUCACUGAAACUCUGACUGGGGGGAGGGGAAAGAGAGAGGGGGAUAAGCAUGUGAGGUCAAUGCUUAAGUCUGGAAAGAAUAGAGAGAUAUUUGUUCGACUUAUUGGUCAAUGCCGGUGCAUGAGAAAUCGAAGGAGGAAGGUAGGCCGACGAUCUGGCAGCAAGGAUGCAGCUGGAGGACUGGAUUGCAGGUCAGAGAUGGUGAAGAUUAUGGAAGCGGUAAAAGUGUCAAUACGAUCAACAUACAUAAUAGAACCCCGUAUAUAGAAAGCAAACGCCAG
Messenger RNA from Aspergillus novofumigatus IBT 16806, 1372 nucleotides. RefSeq names its product DMT family transporter. The transcript is spliced from 2 exons. Bases 35 to 1090 code for a protein of 351 amino acids. Gene Ontology annotation, cellular component: membrane. The record is from RefSeq and is a predicted model, not a curated record. NCBI's taxonomy places the organism in Eukaryota, Fungi, Ascomycota, Eurotiomycetes, Eurotiales, Aspergillaceae.